AUGAGUCGCUACGCCGCUGCCCAUGCUAAUCCUCAAGGCCCUGGAGAUGCACGGCCAACGGCUCUCCAGAUCGUCCAGGAUGAGAAACUUGAAAACAAACUCAUCGGAAAAGUAAUAGUCAUUACUGGUGUCACAAGUGGUAUCGGCCUUGAGACAGCACUAGCCUUGGCCGCCACAGGAGCAACGUUGUUCUUGACUGUCCGCGAUCUGGAAAAGGCCAAGAUGACGCUGCAUGAUCUUAUACAGUCGAAUCGUGUGUUUUUGGUCAAAAUGGACAAUUCCUCUCUUACCAGUAUCAAAGUAGCGGCAGCUGAGAUUCUUUCUCAAUCUAAGCAUCACGUCAAUAUUUUGAUAAACAACGCUGGAAUCCUGGGGGGUCCCAACCUUCAGCUGACGGACGACGGAUUCGAGGCUCAGUUUGCUACCAAUUAUCUCGGUCAUUUUCUACUUUUCGAACUUCUUAAACCCGCAUUGAUAGCCAGCACAACUCCUGAGUUUUCAUCCCGGGUCGUGAAUGUCUCCUCUUCUGCUGCACGUUCGGUGGGCCUCACUACCAGCGAUAACUACAACUUCGAGAAGACAGAGUAUGACCCCAGUAUCGCAUAUGCUCAGUCCAAGCUCGCUAUGAUAUACAUGGCCAACGAAAUUGAGCGCCGCUACGGCCAGAAUGGACUGCAUGCGACCAGCGUCCAUCCCGGUGGUAUCGCGACAAAUAUUUCUCGGAAUGUGAGCCCGGAAAUCGUUGCGAUGAUCAUGGAGAAACUCAAACAUGUUCUGAAAAGCACUGAGCAGGGAGCUGCGACAACUGUAAUUGCAGCUAUUGGCACAGAAUGGGAGAGCAAAGGGGGGAGAUAUUUAGAGGACUGUGCAGAAUCCCAGAGAGGGCCUGAUGAUUACGACGUCUUCGGGGUGGGAUGGACUCGACAGAUGUACGACGCUGAGAAUGAGGCGCGGUUGUGGAAAGAUUCGCUAGAGAUGCUGGGUCUGCACGAUGAGAUGUAG
This is a messenger RNA of Talaromyces amestolkiae, 1002 nucleotides long. RefSeq lists its product as uncharacterized. The coding region runs from base 1 to 1002 and encodes 333 amino acids. The transcript has a single exon. The record is from RefSeq and is a predicted model, not a curated record. NCBI's taxonomy places the organism in Eukaryota, Fungi, Ascomycota, Eurotiomycetes, Eurotiales, Trichocomaceae.